UGGCAGUAGAGAGCCUUUCAGCUGGAGCAGACAAAAGAGGAGUAAGAAUGAUCAUCAUCAGCAGCAGCAGCAGGGAUAGAGCUGAGAGCAGCUACUGGGCAUCACUUGCAGCCUGAGCAAGGGGGACCGCUCCUGUCACUCCCUACACAGGGAUAAUAUAGCAGAAUCAAGAGGACACGGGCGCUUCCCAAGCUUGUGAUUUAAGUAGCAGGUUCCCUGUCUCAACCUCUCCCCUGGAGCACGUACAGAAGGGCAGCUUCACUCCUCUCCCUAACAAUGACAGGGAUGGCAAUUUACUGGGUGACAGUUGCAGCUUGUAUCCUGGGUGUUGGCUGCAGUGGCCUCGCUACUAAAGUGAACAAACACAAGCCUUGGAUUGAGACUUCGUACCAUGGAGUCAUCACUGAAAACAAUGACACUGUGAUUCUAGAUCCACCUUUGGUUGCUCUGGAUAAAGAUGCCCCAGUUCCUUUUGCAGGGGAAAUAUGUGCAUUCAAAAUUCAUGGACAAGAUACUCCUUUUGAAGCUGUAGUGCUGAACAAGACAUCGGGUGAAGGCCGUCUCAGAGCAAAAGGACCAAUUGAUUGUGAAAUUCAGAAGGAGUACACCUUUAUCAUCCAGGCUUAUGACUGUGGUGCAGGUCUAGCUGGAACAAACUGGAAGAAGUCUCACAAAGCUGUAGUUCAUAUACAAGUGAACGAUGUGAACGAGUUUGCACCAGUGUUUAAAGAGAAGAAGUACAGUGCCAUGGUGACAGAGGGAAAGAUCUAUGACAGUAUCCUACAGGUGGAGGCAAUGGAUGAGGACUGCUCCCCCCAAUACAGUCAGAUCUGCAAUUAUGAAAUUGUUACACGCGAUGUGCCAUUUGCUAUUGACAGGAAUGGAAACAUAAGGAACACAGAGAAGCUGAGUUAUGAUAAGCAACAUCAGUAUGAAAUUAAAGUUACUGCAUAUGACUGCGGACAGAAGCAUGCCACGGAGGAUGUCACAGUUCUUGUGGACAUUAAGCCUGUCUGCAAACCUGGAUGGCAAGACUGGGAAAAACGCAUUGAAUACAAUCCUGGUUCUGGGAGCAUUGCCUUGCUUCCAACUGUUCGGCUAGAAACUUGUGAUGGACCUGUGUCUUUUAUCCGAACCAGUAUUGAGCUUCAGACAAAUCAUAUUGGGAAAGGCUGUGACCGUGAAACUUACUCUGAUACGUCACUAAAGUCAUUAUGUGGAGCCUCUUCCGGUGCCAUUGACUUACUCCCCUCACCCAGUGCUUCAACAAACUGGACAGCUGGUCUACCCAUGGAUAACAGUGGCAUGAUCUUUAAAUUUGAUGGCAAGCAAGGAGUAAAGAUACCUGAUUCAAUUGUACCAAAGAAUCUAACUGACCAAUUCAUGAUCACAAUGUGGAUGAAACAUGGGCCAAGUCCUGGAUUAAGAGCUGAAAAGGAGACCAUCCUAUGUAACUCUGAUAAAACAGAGAUGAAUCGGCACCACUACGCUCUGUAUGUGCACAACUGCCGCCUCGUAUUCCUAUUGCGCCGAGACUUUGAUCAAGCAGACACUUUCAGACCUGCAGAGUUCCACUGGAAACUGGAUCAGAUCUGCGACAAGGAAUGGCACUACUAUAUAAUCAACAUAGCUUUUCCAGUGGUUACCUUAUACAUGGAUGGAGCCACAUAUGAGCCAUAUCUGGUCACCAAUGACUGGCCCAUUCAUCCUUCCCACAUUGCCAUGCAACUGACGGUUGGUGCUUGUUGGCAAGGUGGGGAAGUCACAAAGCCCAAAUUUACUCAGUACUUUCAUGGAAGCAUUGCUGGUCUUAUGCUGCGUCCUGGCAAAAUUGAAAGCCAUAAAAUGAUUUCCUGCUUACAGGCCUGCAAAGAAGGACUGGAUAUCAAAUCCCUAGAGAAUCUGGGGCAAGGUGUAAAGUAUCACUUCAACCCUUCUCAAUCCGCUCUUGUAAUGGAAGGUGAAGACAUUGAAAGUAUAAAUCAGGCUCUCCGCAAGGUCUCAUACAUCAACUCUCAGCAGUUCCCCACUGCUGGUAAAAGAAAACUGAAGGUGUCAUCCAAAGUCCAAUGCUUUGGAGAAGAUAUUUGCAUCACAAUACCUGAUAUCGAAGCAUAUAUUACGGUUGUCCAAACAAAUGAACCUAAGAUAACAGUCACUGGAAUGGAUCACUUUGCACGGCCAGCAUCCGAGUUCGAAAAUGCAAACGGUGUCAUUUUAUUGCCAGAUAUUCGAAUAACCAGCACAGUUACAAAAAUGGAGAAGAGACUGAGUAAGAAUGUUGGAAAAUCUACUGCCCCAGUAGUGGUGGAAGAAACUCUACAUCACUUGGACUUCUGUGAUAUUCUUGUCAGUGGGGAGGAGCUGGAUGUCAAAAGGGAGUGCUUAGAGCUGGAUCGCACUGUUCUCCAAGGCAAACAUCUGGAGGCCACAAAUUCUACUAAAGGGUACUCAAUCUAUGGUGUGGGUACAAUGAAAAGCUAUGAGGAUGUUCUUCAACAAAUACGCUACCGGCACUGGGACUCUGCAUCAAUCUUUGGCCGGAAAUUUAAAGUCAAGUGCUCUGAAUUAAAUGGGCGUUACACAAGUAAUGAGCUUAACCUCGAGGUCAAUAUACUGCACAAUUCAAAUUUUAUGGAGCACGUAAAUCACAUGAUGAUACAGCCAGAGUUUAUGCCAUCACUGCAAAAUCCAAGCACUGACUUGUCCAGGCACGAAACACGUGUUUCUCCAGGUGCUACCGCCAUUGUGUUAGUGGCCUGUGUCAGUAUACUGGUUAUUAUUGUAGUUUUGGGGAUCUUCAGAUUGCGGAUGGUGCACCAGCAUGACUUCCAAGAAAAAGAGGCUGCAAAAGAUAAUGAAUUAAAUUGGGAUGACUCGGCUCUGACUAUCACAGUAAACCCAAUGGAGAAAUAUGAAACGCACGGGACGGAUGAAGGUGAGAGUGAAGUAGAGGAAGACGAUGAAAUUGAAGAAGAGGAUGAUGAUGAGGAAGAGGAUGAGAGUACAAGUGGUGACUCUGAUGAAAGUGAUGAAGAAGAUAUGGAAACAAAUGCAAAGGCAAAGCAACACAAUGCAGCAAGGAGAGGACACCUGACAUGGGAUCACCUAACACUUACAUACUAAUAUUUUCUUCUUCCUUUUGUAAACACAAAUCUUAUUUAUUUCAGAGGCAAGUUAGUUAAAAGACUCUGUUUAAGUGACAGGAUUAUCAUUGUGUAAGAAGACCGUUUUCUUAAAUGCUGGCAAGCAAUAGCUAUAUGUAUAGAUUGGCAGAGUGCAUCAUUACUUUUGUAAACUAGAGAAGUUAAUCAUUAGUUAUAAGGCAGGAUGGUUCCAGGAGCCAUGAUCUGAUACCCACAAACACUACAGUUAUCCCAAAAUAUCCCCAAAUCACUUGUGUUUGCUAAUAUAUGAUCCUGUCUGCUCUUGUUGAGUGUGCAUCUUACCAAAAGGGGCUUAUCUGGCAAGUUAUGAAGCUAAACUGAUGGACUUAAUCAAUGUCUUUUAAAAGCUGAAGCGACUGUUCUUGUACCUGAAUCCUAUAAGCAGCUCAAAUGUAUAAAAGGAAAGCAGUUAACAGUUUGCUAUGCACUGCACACUCUUCCAGAGACAAUGGUUUUACAUUUAUUGAAACACAUUCAGCUUUAAUGAGCUAAAUUACAAUUGUAAAAAUGUGUGUGUGUAUAUAUACGUAACUGUGUUACGUAGCAGAAUAUCAUUUACUCUAAUUCGGUAAUGCUGAUCAUAUAUAAAGGGCUGGAGCUUGACCAAAAGCUGAAUUUCAGUUUUCAUAGAACUGAUUUGUUUAAAAUACACCAGAAAAGAAAUUGGAUAGACAGCCAAUGCAAUUGGUUUAAUAUCUGGGUUAUUUUAUGUAUUGAGAUAACAAAAAUGCUAAAUCUCUAGUGGGGACAGCUCUAAAAAUAUAUGCAUACACACAUUAUAUCAAAAUACACAUACCCCCGUCCUGCUGAGUUAUUCUGUUAUGCUAGUUUUUCAUAAAGUAGAGAUAUUGGUUAAUGAAUUGUACUCAAUUAUGUUGCCCAUUCUAGAAAACAGUUCCUGGGGCUAUGACAUGCUGUUCUUUGAUCACCUUGGUCCUCUCGGGAGAACUGGUGUCAAAAGGGGAUGUGAUCCUUACACACAAUAUAGGAAAAUGAUUUCAAAAAGUUUAUGUUGUCUGCUUAUCCAACCUUUUGUUUGAUAAAAAAAAAUCAAGAAUGGAAUAUAGAUAAGAGGGAUAAAUAAUUAUUGCAAUAGAGUGAGGGUUUCCAGAAUACAUUUCCAUUAAAUACAUUUUUCCCCAUUCAAAGUCAUUCAAAGGGUAAUAUAUUCAGAUGUAAAUAAUUUGCAUAUAUUAAAAUGUCUUCUGCCCAUCUCAGAUGUGCCAGGAUUACAAGAUGCAUUAGCAGAGUUUAAUUUUCUGAGACACCACUUUUCUAGUUUUGGAGGAAAAUGCUCUUUCUGGCAACAUUGCCUAGAAUUUGGCUGGGUGUAUUAUAAGAGUUCAGUCCUGCAGUAAAGAUUUUUAAUUGUUUUUUACAA
Molecule: messenger RNA, 4548 nt
Organism: Xenopus laevis (African clawed frog)
Lineage: Eukaryota; Metazoa; Chordata; Amphibia; Anura; Pipidae
Gene: clstn2.L
Product: calsyntenin 2 L homeolog
Exons: 17
Coding region: 277-3126 (949 amino acids)
Source: RefSeq, a predicted model, not a curated record